Messenger RNA from Verticillium dahliae VdLs.17, 1575 nucleotides. Its product is annotated as MAP kinase kinase MKK1/SSP32. NCBI's taxonomy places the organism in Eukaryota, Fungi, Ascomycota, Sordariomycetes, Glomerellales, Plectosphaerellaceae. Bases 1 to 1575 code for a protein of 524 amino acids. The record is from RefSeq and is a predicted model, not a curated record. The transcript has 4 exons. Gene Ontology annotation, molecular function: ATP binding; protein kinase activity. Gene Ontology annotation, biological process: protein phosphorylation.
AUGGCGGACCAGAACCCAUCCCAAUCCACCAACAUGGAUCCUACACCAUACCAGAUCCCCAGUCUGUCCUCGGCAAACUCCCAAGGCAACGUUCCGACCAUGUCUUCCUUAGUUCCUCUCCUACGCCCUGCGAUACCUGGCGCCCGAUCCAGUGGUGCCCGAGCACCAAGAUUGGGACUCGCCAUCCCGCCGUCCCCCAAUGCGAAGCCGGUGGGCAACCAGCCCGCUGCGUCGGCUCCCCGUGCGUUGCCCACCCUACACCUUGCCACUCCGAUGGGCAGCCAAGGCUUGCCUUACGAGCAGCCCCCUCGACUGAACACGAGUGUUCAGGGCCACUCUGCCAGCGGAGGCAGCGAGAGCAGCGCGGCCCACUCGAGAUCGGGCAGCUUUGGACCCCUUGAUGGACGUGCCAGUAACCCCACCUCGGCCGGCUCGCAAUACUCGGCUCUUUCCUUUGCCUCCCAGUAUGGUAUUGGGGGAUCAAGACCCCAGGGCACCCCUGACCCGGUAUCCGCCGUCGGGUCUCUCUACUCAGAACGUAGCGAGGGUGGUGUUGGUAUGGAAAGAGACAACAGCCUCCAAGGCUUGGAACAGUUUGAUAAGCUUAGUUUGGAGAAGGCAAGGUCUCUGGACGUGGAAGACCUCGACGAUGACGGUUGGAGGAUUGCCAGUCUGGAGUCUAGGAUCGAAGAGCUCGGCAACCUCGGUGAAGGUGCUGGCGGUGCCGUGACAAGAGCCAAGCUCAAGGGCGGCAAGACUGUCUUCGCCCUGAAGGUCAUCACGACGAACCCCGACCCUGAUGUGAAGAAGCAAAUCGUACGAGAGCUCAACUUCAACAAGGGCUGUGCAUCAGAGCACAUUUGCCGGUACUACGGCGCCUUUGUCGACCCUGCCACUGCCACCAUUUCUAUCGCCAUGGAGUACUGCGAGGGUGGCUCGCUCGACAGCAUCUACAAAGAGGUCAAGAAACUCGGUGGCCGCACCGGCGAGAAGGUCCUCGGCAAGAUCUCAGAGGGCGUUCUGCGUGGCUUGACGUAUCUCCACGGGCGACGCAUCAUUCACCGUGACAUCAAGCCAUCCAACAUUUUACUCUGCCGCAACGGCGAGGUCAAAUUGUGCGACUUUGGCGUCUCUGGCGACUUUGGAACCAAGGGCGAGGCCAACACGUUCAUCGGCACCAGCUACUACAUGGCGCCUGAGCGAAUCACGGGACAGAGCUAUACCAUUACCUCUGACGUGUGGUCCACUGGCGUUACACUGCUUGAGGUUGCGCAGCAUCGAUUCCCGUUCCCAGCCGACGGGACCGAGAUGCAGCCUAGGGCAGGACUCAUUGACCUGUUGACCUAUAUCGUUCGGCAGCCGAUACCCAAACUCAAGGACGAGACUGAUGUCACUUGGAGCGACAACUUUAAGUACUUUAUUGAGUGCUGUCUCGAGAAGGACCCGACCCGCCGUGCAAGCCCAUGGCGGAUGCUCGACCACCCCUGGAUGGUCGAGAUGCGUUCCAAGCGUGUCAACAUGGAGAAGUAUCUGUCACAAGUAUGGGGUUGGGACACGCCAAAGGCGGAAACGUAA